Chelmon rostratus (copperband butterflyfish) is the source of this 3026-nucleotide messenger RNA. RefSeq names its product autophagy related 4D, cysteine peptidase a (gene atg4da). The transcript is spliced from 11 exons. Gene Ontology annotation, molecular function: protein-phosphatidylethanolamide deconjugating activity. Lineage: Eukaryota; Metazoa; Chordata; Actinopteri; Chaetodontiformes; Chaetodontidae. Bases 407 to 1906 code for a protein of 499 amino acids. The record is from RefSeq and is a predicted model, not a curated record.
GGGAGAUGCUAAAGCGGUGGCUGGUCAGGGAAGCAUAACCCGGUAUGUGUUGGAUUAUGUUCGCAACAGUUUGUAGAAAUUAGCCCGUUUGUUAAAUGGGGAAACGCUUACUGUACUGACAUUAGAUGUGUUUCCUAAAAGGUGAUUAAAAUCUUUGGUGGGUCCGGCUUGAAUGCCCGGUAGUAUAGCUAAGCCGGGGACUAGCGUCUGAAAAUGCUAAAGUUAGCUAGCUUUAGCAAGCUAGAACACUGAAUUUAUCCGUGAAGACUGCAGUCGUGAGUGAAGAGAGACAAAACCACUGAAAUGAUUCAACCUACUACAAAGUACCGACCAGCUUAACCGGCUUAUACAGCAGUUCUGUGUUGCAAUGAGGAGCAGCAGAGUCCAGCUCUGAGGCCUCAGCGGGAUGAACUCCGUUUCCCCCAGUGCAGCGCAGUACGUAGGGGGGGUGAUGCAGGAUGAGAUGGGAGAGAACCGAAGGCAGCAGCCCCUGGAGCGGCAGGCCAGCUUUGGCCUCAGGCUGCCACAGACACCAGAUCCCAGCAGAGAGACGACGGGGGAGCCUGAUGAGAUGGACAAACUGAAAGCCAAACUGAUGUCGGCAUGGAACAACGUCAAAUAUGGUUGGGCUGUUAAAUCAAAAACCUCCUUCAAUAAGACGUCACCAGUCACUGUCAUGGGCCACUCGUAUCUGCUCAACAGUGAAGACGAGGUGGAGCGGUUUCGUCUGGCUUUCAUGUCCAGGAUUUGGCUGACCUACAGGAGGGAGUUCCCUCAGCUGGAGGGCUCCACCUGGACCACAGACUGCGGCUGGGGCUGCAUGCUACGCAGCGGGCAGAUGCUGCUGGCACAGGGGCUCCUCGUCCAUUUGAUGCCCAGAGACUGGGCUUGGCCAGAUGCUCAGCAGCUCACUGAUGUGGACUUUGAGGUGUUCAGACCACGCUCUCCAGCCAGGGCUGGAGGGGUUCCCAUCCCCUCCUUUGGCUCUCCACGAGGAUCCAACACCCCUGAAAAGCCCCUGCCACGUGAUCAGGCACCCAAAUGCAGCCAGAAAAAGAGACCCGAGUCUGUGAGAGACAGGCAGGCCGAGCCCAUCCACCACAAGCUGGUCACCUGGUUCGGGGAUCAGCCCUCAGCACCUUUUGGGAUUCAUCAGCUGGUUGAAAUCAGUAAAAGUUCAGGGAAGAAGGCUGGCGACUGGUAUGGCCCCUCUAUAGUGGCACACAUACUACGGAAAGCGGUAGCCAAAACAUCUGCAGUCCACAACCUGGCUGUGUAUGUGGCUCAGGAUUGUACAGUGUACAAGGAGGAUGUGGUGCGUCUGUGUGACCUGUCACUAAGCCAGACUGCCGCUGAUCCUUCCAGCCAAGCCUGGAAGUCUGUCAUCAUACUGGUGCCUGUACGGCUGGGAGGGGAGGCCCUCAACCCAUCCUACAUCGAAUGUGUCAAGAACAUCCUAAAGCUGGAUUGUUGUAUUGGAAUCAUCGGAGGAAAACCGAAGCAUUCACUUUACUUCAUUGGCUUCCAAGACGAGCAGCUGCUGUAUCUGGACCCUCACUUCUGCCAGCCUGUGGUGGAUGUGUCCCAAGUCAACUUCUCACUGGAGUCGUUCCACUGUAGCUCUCCCAAAAAGAUGCCCUUCAGCCGCAUGGAUCCAAGCUGUACCAUCGGCUUUUACGCCAAGAACAAGAAGGACUUUGAGUCUUUGUGUUCUGCCGUUAGUGAGGCUCUGUCAUCAUCGAAGGAGAAGUACCCCAUCUUUACCUUCGUAGAGGGCCAGGGUCAGGAUUACGGACUUGAGGGUCACAGCAGUAAUAACAGUGGACCCGCAGCCCACAUUCUUCCCCCGGGCAUACUGGGCAGGAGUAACAACAGAAGAAACAGUGACGAGUUUGUCUUCUUGUAAGCAGGAUGCCGUCUCAGCUCUCAGCUGCAGGGGGCAGAAGAGGACACCUCAUUUCCUGUCUAAGGGAAGGACUCGAUUCUGUUGAUGGUGCAGCUGCAAGGUGGACAUGACGCUUCUGUGUUUUAUUGCGUUCACUGGUCAACGGAAAUAAAAGCUGUGCGGCUUCUGUCAUCACCUUUGUGUGGUUGGGUAUUAUAAGCUACCAGGCAUUAAUAUGUUCUGGCUGGAGCGUUAUUUUACUGGGCAAAGGCAUGAUUUCAAAAUGGAUCAUGAUUAAGAAUGUUUCAAGUACUUGAAGUAUUCUUGAUUCACUUUAUCAGACACCUAAAAAGCCUCAAAGUCAAGCAUGUAUGAGUAAAAUCUAGUACUCCAAUUACACUCCAGUACUGUGUCUUUGUCCUGGUGCGAACUGGACACGCUGAAAGUGAUGUGUGGACUUCAUGAUAUUUAAUUAGCUCACUGGUCAGGUGGGGGGUUUGCCUGAUGUUGCUCUUGACUUGUAUUAUAUACCAUCUGCUGUAUAUCUUAUUUUUCAUUCUUUACAUUUAUUUAUCAGGUUUACGAGUGUGUGAGCGAGUGUGGUGGUUAGUGUCAGUUUUUUUGUUUGUUUGUUUGUCUUUAAUCAGGCGGACUAUGUAUUUUGGACUCUUGUCAUGUUGCGUUUCACUGAGAUUUCAGAUUCUUCCAGGAGCAUCUGGAACAGCUGUAAAUUCACUCUUGUGUUGCAGUCCGUCCCAAAUCUCACGCAGAUGAGGCCAUGGUCUCCAACAUGCUUUGGCUCUCUAUUACAGGUAGGCAAGAAUAUGAAACAAUCCCAAAACUCUGUUGGGGUUGAAGAGAAAUGUCCCCUUCAGUUUGUGUGUAUAUUUACAUGGAUACCUGUGCAAAGUAAAACCCAGAACAGUUCUUUUUACAUAAGUUCAGGCUCUGGGUUUUACCUGCUAAAGUCAUACAGUCAAUACAACCAUCCCAAACUGAACACAGUUUUUGCCUGAAUCUUCAAGCUUUUUUGUUUUUGUUUUUGUUUUUGUUUUUUUUACAUGAAGGCUACUACUGAGAGUUGCACUACUACUGUUAUUAGGUUUGUUGUCCUGAUUAAACUUCAAACACUGGAAUCACA